Rosa chinensis is the source of this 1116-nucleotide messenger RNA. RefSeq lists its product as uncharacterized. Bases 1 to 1116 code for a protein of 371 amino acids. Gene Ontology annotation, molecular function: zinc ion binding; DNA binding; transposase activity. The transcript has 2 exons. Lineage: Eukaryota; Viridiplantae; Streptophyta; Magnoliopsida; Rosales; Rosaceae. Gene Ontology annotation, biological process: DNA transposition. The record is from RefSeq and is a predicted model, not a curated record.
AUGGACAUCAAGUGUGACUUCAAUAAUCCUGGCCAACUGCCCCUAUUCAAGAGGAUGUACAUUUGUUUUGGGGCAUUGAAGCAAGGAUUCAAAGUUGGAUGCAGACCAUUGCUAGGCUUAGAUGGGUGUGACCUCAAGAGUGCCUAUGGUGGUCAGCUGUUGUCAGCUGUGAGGGUGGAUGCUAAUAACACAACCUGGGUGGUUGCUUAUGCACAAGUAAAGAUGGAGAGUAAGGAUUCAUGGGACUGGUUCUUGAGGCUUUUGGUUAAGGAUUUAGAGAUCACAGGUGAAGGAAAUUGUUUCACCUUCAUUUCAGACAAACAAAAGGGGCUUCUACCUGCAUGUGAAGAUGUGGUGCCACUAGCUGAUUACAGGUUCUGUGUUAGGCACUUGUGGACUAAUUUCAACAAGCUAUUCCCUGGCAAGGUCAUGAAGGACCAGCUGUGGGCAGUUGCCAAGUCCACAACCAUGUCUUAUGACCACAAAGAGAUGGUUUUGAUGAACCAGAUGGAUUUAGAGGCUCAUAAAUGGCUAACAAAUCCAAAGAGAAACCCUAAACAUUGGUGCAGAGCCCACUUCAACACAGUUUUGAAGUGUGAUGUGUUGUUCAACAAUCUUUCAGAGAGUUUCAAUUCUUGUAUCCAACCUGCAAGGUCCAAACCAGUCAUUACAUGCUUUGAAGAAAUUAAGGUGAGGAUGAUGAAGAGGAUUGCAAUCAGGAAAGAGAAGAUGAGCAAAGUUAUGGACCCUAUCUGCCCCAGGCCAAGGCUGAUUCUGGAGAAGAACAAGGUUAAAUCUGCAACAGAUUGCAUCCCUAAUGGGACUGGGAGCCAUAAAAUUGAAGUGGAGAGCAUUGGAGGCAGCAAGUAUGUGGUCGAUCUGGGUAGAAGGGCUUGUGCUUGUAGGAGAUGGGAUCUAACUGGGAUCCCUUGCAAGCAUGCCAUAUCAGCCAUCAACUUCAUGAGAGAGAAGCCUGAAGAUUAUGUUGAUGCAUGCUACAAGGGCUGGGCAUUUAAACCCAAAAACCCGCAAACCCGGACCGGCCUGUCAAAGCCCGACCCAUACGGGCCGGGCCCAAUUAUUUUUUUCAUCGAAACGGGUCGGGCUGGGCCUUGA